UACUUUUGCAGCUUUCUCUUUUGGCUGGCCGUCGGCUGCUGGUACGUGGCGCUGCUGUCGUUUUCGCCCGCUGUCGGCGCCGUCUCGCGCGAGGAAAUUGCAACGUUUGCCAACGUCUUUAGCAGCGAGCUCCUCACGCUCGGCCCGAAAGCACUCAUGUACUGCGUCUUCUUGAUCGCGACCUCGGCCGGCCUCCUCGUUUCAUUUCUCGCGGGCUGGCAUUUCUACCUUGUUCUCACCGCCCAACUCGCGCUGCAUUGCGACACGUACAGUGUAUUUGGUCCGAUCGCACCCGCGGCUCCGACCACGGCGCAAUCGCACAUGAGUCGCGACGGCAGCCAGCGGGCAGGAACGCGACGUAGCUCGGCACGCUCCGUCGGGCUCGAUGCGUACCCCUCGACGCCGGCGUGUCUCUUUUGA
Molecule: messenger RNA, 420 nt
Organism: Saprolegnia parasitica CBS 223.65
Lineage: Eukaryota; Oomycota; Saprolegniomycetes; Saprolegniales; Saprolegniaceae
Exons: 3
Source: RefSeq, a predicted model, not a curated record